UACUGGAGUUUUCACAUGUAAUCUGGAAGCUAAAUCAAUCACAAAAAUGAAACAAGCAAAGCAUCCAUCAACCUUUAGUAUGAAAUUGACAAGUGUUCCAGUAUUACCUUAUAAGAAAAGACUACUGACUCCAUCACCUAAGCCAAGAGAAAAACAUGAUGCUAAGUCAACACCUGAUAAAAAUGAACCAAUGGUCCUGAGAUCUCCACCCACAGGAGAGUCAAUGGUUCGCUUUGCCUUGCCAAUACCAUUGACUAAGACAAAGGAAAUAAUAUCAAGUUUUGAUAUAGUCAGGAGGGUUAACACAAAUCUGAAGACGAUUGUUUCUAACUUGGAAGACACCUAUGGAACUGACAAUGAUGGUGGAAAAAAAAAAGCAGAAAAACUUCAAGCAGAAGACUUGUCUGUUGGUAAUGAUGUGAAGUCAUUCUUGUUGUGCUGUUCAGAAUUUACUUCUCAGCUGGAGGAAGCAGUUAAAGAGGAAUGUAAUGUUUUGGAGUCUCUUUAUAAGUGGUUUCAGCGACAAGUCAACGAAAUGGAGGAGAUCAGCAAAGGCCAAAAUAUCUUAGAAGCAGAAAUUCCAGCAGAUGGCAAAUCGGCCAGUUUGAACAUUGUACAAAUUGCAAAACUGGCGCGUAAAUUCGAAGAUAUUAAAAUUCGCCUAAAAGACCGCAAGGCGGCCAUACAGGCUAAACAAGAGGAUAAAGCGAUGCUAGCAGAAUCAUUGAAACAAUAUGGACUCUUAGAAAAGCAAAUUGAAGAGUUCAUAAAAUCACAUUCAACUUUAGAAUCUGAAGUUGAAACCGAGUCAGCUUCCGGACAACCAAGUGGCUCACCAGCAAUUCCUGGUCCAGAAGAUCAAAACCAGCAGGAUCUCCAUGACAUGGAGCAACAACAGAAUAUUCAAGAGGAAUUCCUAUGGGGAUCCAGUUUUGAUAGUGUAGCAGAAGACAUAGGCCUUGAAACAGACCAAUGGGUUACUGCAAUGAACAUUUGCAAAUAAAAGAUGAGAUGAUAAAUGGC
Molecule: messenger RNA, 1023 nt
Organism: Mastomys coucha (southern multimammate mouse)
Lineage: Eukaryota; Metazoa; Chordata; Mammalia; Rodentia; Muridae
Product: coiled-coil domain-containing protein 7-like
Exons: 10
Coding region: 47-1003 (318 amino acids)
Source: RefSeq, a predicted model, not a curated record